Messenger RNA from Mizuhopecten yessoensis (Yesso scallop), 4397 nucleotides. Its product is annotated as tuftelin-interacting protein 11-like. NCBI's taxonomy places the organism in Eukaryota, Metazoa, Mollusca, Bivalvia, Pectinida, Pectinidae. The transcript has 17 exons. Gene Ontology annotation, biological process: spliceosomal complex disassembly. Gene Ontology annotation, cellular component: U2-type post-mRNA release spliceosomal complex. The record is from RefSeq and is a predicted model, not a curated record. Gene Ontology annotation, molecular function: nucleic acid binding. Bases 306 to 2876 code for a protein of 856 amino acids.
AACUCGUUCGACCAUCGUUCCUGUGCGUUUGUUAUUAGCCUGUGUGAAAUGUAAGUCGGCGAUCCAUUAGUUCAUAUGAUAUGUUCAUUCUAUCUUGUUGUUGAACUACUCAAACGCCUUAAGGACACGUGAAGUAACACGGUGGUGGCAGAGUAAUAAAGGUGUCCGACAUUCUGCUGCCACUAGCCCUCCACCACUGAUUCACCACCAUACGUUGGGCAGUCGCCAAGUACUGGCAGAAGCUUUAUAAAGAACAAGGAUGAUUUGAGUGUUUGACAAGUUUAAACACAAGAUACUGAUCCACCAUGUCGUCACCAGAGGUGGAAAGGUUUGAGGUCACCGAGGAUGACCUCGCCAACGAGUUCAACCAAAGACCUGGACGCAGAAUUUCCAAAAACAGAGCCAUAUAUGGAAUGUGGGCAGAGGACAGUGAUGAAGAUGAAAGACCCACUAUGGGAUUCGGUCGAGGGCCUCGAGGAAAGAAAGACUAUGGGGUACCCGUCAGCUUUGUUAGUGGUGGAGUGAAGCAAGGUAGUAAGACUCCAAAGGAAAAGAAAGUAAAAGAGGAGGAUGAGGAGGAAGACGGUGAUGAGAAUUCAGAUUCCGACAAUGGUGGGCCAUCUGUACCCAUCGUCCAGGCUCCUUUAAGGUCCCAGGUUCCUAUAGUACAGCCCCCUUUAAGGUCAUCGAGUGCACCAUUAAAGGGCAAAGCAGGACCCCCUGGAGGCUCGCGAAAGUUUGCUGCAGGCCUUACCAAUCAGGAUAAAGCAUUUGGUGGUUGGGAAAAACACACUAAAGGUAUUGGUCAAAAACUUCUCCAAAAGAUGGGAUACAAACCGGGCGAGGGUCUCGGCAAAACUAGUCAAGGUAUCACUACGCCUGUUGAGGCAGUCAAGCGGAAAGGUCGAGCAGCUGUUGGAGCCUACGGAACAGAGAGGUCAGAAAGGUCACUGCAGGACUACCCUGUGUAUGACUCGGAAGAGGAAGAGGAUAAUAAGUUUCAAUCACAGCUUCAGCAAUGGAAGAAAAAACCAGAGGGCAGUAAGAAGAAACCUAAGUAUGUCUACAAAACUGCUCAGGAACUCAUCGACAUGGGAGUGACAAAGAAACGUCCACAGCUGUCAACAUCAGCCAAGGUCAAGGUCAUCGACAUGACUGGCAAAGAACAAAGAGUUCUGUCAGGUUACCAUGCUAUAGCCCAUCGCCAUGACAGACCUGAACUGGAGGAAGAGCCUGUACCUAGUCGGACCAAUCAGAGGCGAGCAUUUGACCUGCCAGAACUGACCCAUAACCUGACUCUCCUCGUUGACAUGGCCGAAGAGGAUAUUGUACAAAAUGACCGCAAGUUGCGGUACCUGAAGGAUCAUAUCGUGAACAUGAGAUAUGAGAAAGAACGACUGGAUGAGAUUUGUAGCCAGGAGGAAAGACAGAGAGAGAGACUGAGAAAAGUGCUGGACAUUGUUGACACGUGUCAGCAGAGGACCCAGCCAGGCUGUGAUAACCCAAUGUCGUUGUCCGAGUGUGCAGCCAUCUUUAAAUCCCUUCAAGAGGAUUAUUACGAGGAGUACAAAAUGUACGACUUGUCGUCUCUGGCCAUAGCACUUGUCUUCCCUAUGAUGAAGACGCAUUUUACUGACUGGGAUCCCUUGGUGAACCCCGCUCAUGGCUUAGAGACAGUGAGGGAGUGGAAGGCUUUACUAGAGGACUAUACUAACAAACUGGUGGCGGGGCCCCUUACAGGGGGACAGGACAUGGACGUGUAUCAGAGACUUCUGUGGGAUGUGUGGCUGCCAUUUGUCAGAAAAACAGUGUUGACAUGGAACGUCCGGAGCUGUGAUAACUUAAUUGAGCUCUUGGAGACGUGGAUGCCAGUGCUUCCUGGUUGGGUGAUGGAGAACAUCCUCGACCAGCUUGUGUUGCCACGGUUACUACAGGAAGUGGAGAACUGGAACCCGUUGACAGACACAAUGCCAAUUCAUGCAUGGUUGCACCCUUGGUUGCCACUCAUGGGUGAGAAAUUGGAGCCACUGUAUGCCCCGAUUCGACACAAACUUGCAAACGCUCUCAUUAACUGGCACCCAUCCGAUUCGUCAGCGAAGGUCAUCCUGCAGCCGUGGAUGAAAGUAUUCAAGCCGGGCCACACUGAAGCUUUCCUCGUCAAAAAUAUCCUUCCCAAACUCGCCAUGUGUAUGACGGAGUUCACUAUUAAUCCACAUCAGCAGGUCUUGGACGCCUGGCAUUGGGUUGUUGCUUGGCGAGACCUCAUUCCGCCCAAACACAUGGUGACCAUGUUAGACAAGACGUUCUUCCCCAAGUGGCUGCAGGUGUUGUGUAGCUGGCUUGGUAACAUGCCCAACUACGAGGAGAUCACCAAGUGGUAUAUUGGCUGGAAGUCGCUGUUUCCCGACCAAUACAUGUCCAUUCCUGUCGUCAAGGAUCACUUCAACAAGGCCCUGGACAUAAUGAACCGGGCAGUCUCUGGUCACUUCCAGCCCGGAGCCAAAGAGAACAUGGCCUACUUUGCUCACACAGAGAGGAGACAUAUGGCAGACACAUCUGUUCCUCCCCCACCUUUACCCCCUGGUCCCCCUGGUCCCCCUGGUCCCCCAGCCCCUCCCAUGCCACAAGAUUAUCCAGCUGUCAGAAGUUCCACAGCUAGUACUUCCUACCCAGCCAGCUUUAAGGAGUUGGUGGAGAAAAAGGCAGAAGAAAACAACAUUCUUUUCAUGCCAGUGCCAGGUCGUACCCAGGAGGCGAAGCAAGUGUAUCGCUAUGGCAAGCUUCUGAUGUAUAUGGACAGAAGUGUUAUAUUUAUACAGGAAAACAACCAAUGGGUCCCUGUAUCCCUACAAACCCUUAUAGACAAGGCAAUGUAGCACUGGAUAAUAAACAGUGGACUCCCUACAGACUUUCAAUAAACACUGGACUCCCUACAGACCCUCACAGACAAGGCAAUGUAGCACUGGAUAAUAAACAGUGGACUCCCUACAGACCCUCACAGACAAGGCAAUGUAGCACUGGAUAAUAAACACUGGACUCCCUACAGACCUUCAAUAAACAGUGGACUCCCUACAGACCCUCACAGACAAGGCAAUGUAGCACUGGAUAAUAAAUAGUGGACUCCCUACAGACCCUCACAGACAAGGCAAUGUAGCACUGGAUAAUAAACAGUGGACUCCCUACAGACCCUCACAGACAAGGCAAUGUAGCACUGGAUAAUAAACAGUGGACUCCCUACAGACCCUCACAGACAAGGCAAUGUAGCACUGGAUAAUAAACAGUGGACUCCCUACAGACCCUCACAGACAAGGCAAUGUAGCACUGGAUAAUAAACAGUGGACUCCCUACAGACCCUCACAGACAAGGCAAUGUAGCACUGGAUAAUAAACAGUGGACUCCCUACAGACCCUCACAGACAAGGCAAUGUAGCACUGGAUAAUAAACAGUGGACUCCCUACAGACCCUCACAGACAAGGCAAUGUACCACUGAAGAAUAAACAGUGGACUCCCUACAGACCCUCACAGACAAGGCAAUGUAGCACUGGAUAAUAAACAGUGGACUCCCUACAGACCUUCAAUAAACAGUGGACUCCCUACAGACCUUCAAUAAACACUGGACUCCCUACAGACCUUCAAUAAAUAGUGGACUCCCUACAGACCCUCACAGACAAGGCAAUGUAGCACUGGAUACUAAACAGUGGACUCCCUACAGACCUUACAUAAACAGUGGACUCCCUACAGACAUUCAAUAAACAGUGGACUCCCUAUAGACCUUCAAUAAACAGUGGACUUCCUACAGACCUUCAAUAAACAGUGGACUUCCUACAGACCUUCAAUAAACAGUGGAUUCCCUACAGACCCUCACAGACAAAGCUAUGUAGCACUGGAUAAUAAACCAUGGACUCCCUACAGACCUUCAAUAAACAGUGGACUCCCUACAGACCUUCAAUAAACAGUGGACUCCCCACAGACCCUCAAUGAACAGUGAACUCCCUACAGACCCUCACAGACAAGGCUAUGUAGCACUGGAUAAUAAAUAGUGGACUCCCUACAGACCUUCAAUAAACAGUGGACUCCCUACAGACCCUCACAGACAAGGCAAUGUAGCACUGGAUAAUAAACAGUGGACUCCCUACAGACCUUCAAUAAACAGUGGACUCCCUACAGACCCUCACAGACAAAGCUAUGUAGCACUGAAGAAUAAACAAUGGACUCCCUACAGACCCUCACAGACAAGGCUAUGUAGCACUGAAGAAUAAACAAUGGACUCCCUACAGGCCCUUACAGACAAGGCUAUGCAGCACUGUAGAAUAAACAAUUGACUCCCUACAGACCCUCACAGACAAGGCUAUUCCUUUAAAAGUACUGGAUCAAUUUAACAAACCAGGACAAAAGAA